Molecule: messenger RNA, 1350 nt
Organism: Vicia faba (fava bean)
Lineage: Eukaryota; Viridiplantae; Streptophyta; Magnoliopsida; Fabales; Fabaceae
Source: the annotation of a GenBank genome assembly
AUGUUAGACAUCCGCCUAUUCAGAGAGGAAAAGGAUGACAUUGGCAACCCCGAACUCAUUCGUGAAUCCCAACGCCAUCGAUUCGCCAGCGUUGAAGUAGUUGAUGAAGUUAUCAAUCUCGACAAACUAUGGCGAAAGCGUCAAUUCGAUUUAGAGAAUCUCCGAAAAAAUUUCAACAAGUUCAAUAAGGAAAUCUCCAAACUCAAGCGUGCUGGUGAAGAUGCAACUGACCUCAUUGCUCAAUCUGAAGAGACUAAGAAAUCCAUAGCUGAGAAAGAUGUUGAGGUUGCCGAAACUCUAAACAAUUUGAAUUCCAAAUUGGAAUCCAUUGGUAACCUCAUCCAUCAUUCCGUUCCAAUCAGCAAUGAUGAGGCCAACAAUGCCGUCAUUAGAACGUGGGGAGAGAAAAGAGUAGAACCUAAACUAAAGAAUCAUGUGGAUCUCGUUGACCUUCUCGGGAUAGCAGAUUUGAAGAAAGGAGCUGAUGUAGCUGGGGGUAGAGGUUUUUAUCUCAAAGGAGAUGGUGUUCGUCUUAACCAAGCUCUAAUCAACUUCGGGCUUGAUUUUUUGGAGAAAAGGGAAUAUACCUUAUUGCAAACUCCUUUCUUCAUGAGAAAAGAUAUAAUGUCCAAGUGUGCUCAGUUAGCCCAAUUCGAUGAAGAACUUUAUAAGGUAACUGGUGAAGGAGAUGACAAAUAUCUGAUUGCAACAGCAGAGCAGCCGCUUUGUGCAUAUCAUAUAGAUGAUUGGAUCCAGCCUACCCAGCUACCCCUUAGGUAUGCUGGAUAUUCAUCUUGCUUUCGUAAAGAAGCUGGAUCUCACGGUCGAGAUACUCUAGGAAUAUUCCGAGUUCACCAAUUUGAGAAAGUAGAGCAGUUUUGCAUUACCUCCCCAGAAGGAAAUAAUUCAUGGCUCAUGCACGAGGAAAUGCUUAAGAACUCUGAGGAAUUUUACAAGGCGUUGAACAUUCCAUAUCAAAUUGUUUCCAUUGUAUCUGGUGCUUUAAAUGAUGCUGCUGCGAAGAAGUAUGAUCUUGAAGCAUGGUUUCCAGCUUCUCAAACUUACAGGGAGUUGGUAUCCUGUUCAAAUUGUACUGACUACCAGGCCAGAAAGUUAGAAAUUCGAUUUGGACAGAAAAAGAGCAAUGACCCAGUGAAGAAAUACGUUCAUUUGUUGAACUCUACUCUCACUGCUACUGAGAGGACCAUUUGCUGCUUACUAGAGAACAACCAGAAGGAGGACGGGGUAGAGAUACCAGAAGUCCUCCGACCAUUCAUGGGUGGAAAGACUUUCCUGCCCUUCAAGAACAAACCCAAUAACGAAGCCAAAGGGAAGAAAUCGAAGGCUUAA